AUGGACAAGCAGCAGGUGGCAGCCGCGAUCGAAGAGGUCAAGAACAAGGCGGAGCUCGUGACGGUCGAGGAGCAGGAAGAGUUCCUGCGCGUGCUGAAGCAGCUCAACCUUGUCACGCAGGAGCAGGCGGAACAGCGCAUCAAGAAGCAGAACGAUGACUACAAGUUCUGGAAGACGCAGCCCGUGCCUGCCAUUUCGGAGCACCCCACGGAACACGGUGCAAUUGACGCGCCCAAGACUGUCGAGGAUGUCCGCAAGACGCCGCUCAACAUGCCUGCCGGUUUCGUCUGGUGCGACCUUGACUUGACCAACGAGGUCGAGCUCAAGGAGCUCUACGAUCUCUUGUACCAAAACUACGUCGAAGACGACGACAACAUGUUCCGCUUUGACUACUCGAUGGAGUUCCUCAAGUGGGUCCUCCUCUCGCCGGGCUUCCACAAGGACUGGCACGUCGGUGUCCGCAACGAGAAGACUGGCAAGCUCAUGGCUUUCAUCGGCGGCUUCCCCACCAAGAUCCGCGCCUACGAGAAUGUGAUGCCGAUGGCCGAGAUCAACUACCUGUGCGUGCACAAGAAGCUUCGCGCCAAGCGCCUCGCGCCCGUGCUCAUCAAGGAGAUCACGCGCCGCGUCAACCUGCGCAACAUCUGGCAGGCCAUCUACACGGCCGGCGUCGUUUUGCCGAUGCCCGUCUCGAGCUGCCGCUACUUCCACCGGUCGCUGCACCCGAAGAAGCUCAUCGACGUUGGCUUCUCGCAUCUUGCACCCAACUCGACCAUGGCUCGCACGAUCAAGCAGCUCAAGCUCCCCGAUGCGACGUCGACGCCGAACCUCGUGCCCAUGGCGCCACGCCAUGUCGCGGGCGUCACGGCGCUACUCCGCACGUACCUCGCCAAGUUUGAGCUCGUCGCCGACAUGAACGAGCACGAGGUAGCCCACUGGCUCCUCCCGCGCGCUGGUGUCGUCAGCUCGUAUGUUGUCGAAGACCCGGCCACGCACAAGGUCACGGACCUUGCGAGCUUUUACCACCUCCCAUCCACGAUCAUCGGCAACAAGACGUACAAGACGCUCAACGCGGCGUACUCGUACUACAACGUCGCGACGACCGUGCCGCUCGUGAAGCUUAUGGAGGACCUCCUCAUCCUCGCCAAGGAGCAGGAACAGGACGUCUUCAACGCGCUCAACCUCAUGGAGAACACGGAGUUUCUCGAAGAGCUCAAGUUUGGCAUUGGCAGCGGCGAGCUCCAGUACUACCUCUUCAACUGGCGUUGCCCGCGCAUGCCCCACGGCAAGGUCGGCAUCGUGCUCCAGUAG
Saprolegnia diclina VS20 is the source of this 1311-nucleotide messenger RNA. Its product is annotated as glycylpeptide N-tetradecanoyltransferase. Gene Ontology annotation, biological process: N-terminal peptidyl-glycine N-myristoylation. Gene Ontology annotation, cellular component: cytoplasm. The record is from RefSeq and is a predicted model, not a curated record. The transcript has a single exon. Gene Ontology annotation, molecular function: glycylpeptide N-tetradecanoyltransferase activity. Bases 1 to 1311 code for a protein of 436 amino acids. Lineage: Eukaryota; Oomycota; Saprolegniomycetes; Saprolegniales; Saprolegniaceae.